AUGCUGAAGGUUAUAAACCGCAGCCUACGGGCCAAAAACCAGGCCUCAAGGGUCCUCACGCGCUGGAAUGAAACGAAGGAAAAGGCGGCCAUGAAGGAUGGUAUACGACAAGAAAACCACAGGAAUCAGGUUAUCGCAAAACAAAUUAAGGCCUCUCGCAUGGCGGAGAAGGAGGACCGUUUGCUAGGACCUAUAGCUCCCCGUAGGGCAAUUACGCAGGCGGACGCUCAGGAGUAUGGAACAGUUCCCAUAGAAAAACUCCAGCCACAAUUUGUUCCUGCGGAACAGCGGAUCAGAUAUUGGAACAUUGCCCCGGGGGAUAGGGUUGUGCUCUUGAAGGGACAUGAUAGGCAUAAGAUUGGAGUUGUUAAGAGUUUGGACAAGAAGAACAAUGUGCUCACCGUUAAGGGAGUGAAUAUGGUUCCUAUAUUAAAUCCUGAUGCGACUGAGGGGAGCAGUCCAGUAUUCUACAUGGAAGCACCCGUCAAAUACGAAGAUGUCCGCCUCGUAUACCCUCUGCCCGAUCCCGAGACCGGAAUUCCUAAAGAUACGAUCAUUGCCAAUAUCAAAAUGUCAAAGAUUUUUACCAACAAGAAGACAAAGGCAAGAACUUGGGAGAGGUUAGUCCCUGGUAUGGAGGGUGUUACGAUCCCAUGGCCUGAGAAGGAGGCCCCCAAGCGUGCCGACACAGCCGUCGAUACCAAGAUCUACGACGUCGAUAAUACCACCUUCAAGCCGACCUUGUUGAUCCCACCGAUGCCAGCGGGCGUGAUUGAUGAGCUCCGAAACAAGUACUCCAAGUUCAGGACAAGGCACGAUCAGAGCUAUAUCGCCAAGAAGACUGCGGAGGAAGAUGCAAGACUGGAACUGGCCCAGGCAAGGGUUUUAACACCGGUCCAGGAGCUCAACAGGAAGCUCAGGGAGGAGAGGAAAGCUUUGGGCAAGCCAGUCUUGUCCGAUGCUAUGUUGGAGAAGAUUGGAAGAGUUAUGGCACAGAACCGCCCAGAGCUAUUGGUGGGCGUUCAGGCUGUUCCGGCUGGGGAGGAGGCGGUGGUGUAA
Morchella importuna is the source of this 1059-nucleotide messenger RNA. RefSeq lists its product as uncharacterized. NCBI's taxonomy places the organism in Eukaryota, Fungi, Ascomycota, Pezizomycetes, Pezizales, Morchellaceae. Gene Ontology annotation, biological process: translation. The record is from RefSeq and is a predicted model, not a curated record. The transcript is spliced from 2 exons. The coding region runs from base 1 to 1059 and encodes 352 amino acids. Gene Ontology annotation, molecular function: structural constituent of ribosome; RNA binding. Gene Ontology annotation, cellular component: ribosome; mitochondrion.